Messenger RNA from Micromonas commoda, 3426 nucleotides. RefSeq names its product resistance-nodulation-cell division superfamily. Gene Ontology annotation, biological process: transmembrane transport. Gene Ontology annotation, molecular function: transmembrane transporter activity. Gene Ontology annotation, cellular component: membrane. The record is from RefSeq and is a predicted model, not a curated record. The transcript is spliced from 2 exons. Bases 1 to 3426 code for a protein of 1141 amino acids. Lineage: Eukaryota; Viridiplantae; Chlorophyta; Mamiellophyceae; Mamiellales; Mamiellaceae.
AUGCAUCGAGUUCCGCGGGUGACAUAUCCUGGGCGCGCGGCAUGUCGCCCGUGGCUCUGGUUUGGUUCCCUGCAGCUUCCCGAAAGUUGGCCCGGAAAAUCUCAUUUUCUCGCUGUCGAGUCGCCCAAGAGCCCAGUGUUUACCCGCGGGCUGCUGAGCGCGGGUCGGCGGCGAUUCCAGGAUAUGUCGCCGUUCGACACGAUCGCGAAGGCGGUUUACAGGCGACCGCUGACCGUCUACCUUCUCUCGAUCCUGGUGCCCGUGGCGCUCACCCUCGCGUUGCUGAAUUUCCGCAUCGAACUGGACACCGGGAUCCUCUCGUUUCGCGCGAGGGACGAACCCUACGCCAUCAACUACGACGCCGUCCUGUCCGCGGUCCAAUGGGGCAAAGGACACACCCAAUAUUUGCACGGGCCCCCAUCUCCUCCCAGCCCCGCCAACGCUUCCCCGCCGACGCCGCUCUCCGAGCGCCUGCAGAGCCACGCCAGCUACUGGCUCACGAUGGUGUACGAGACCAGACCGCCGGGCGGGAACGUGCUCACGGAAGAGCGCCUCGCCUACAUCGCCGAAGUGGAACGCAAGGUCCGGGCUGUAUCCGGUUUCGAAGAUUUUUGCCACCUCGGCGUGCCCCUCGCCUCGCUCAACGACACCUCGUGCCGUCGGUGGGUGCCGUCGUCCACCAGGGACCAGCACCCGCCCGCGUGCCCCGGCAUGCAGUGCGUGCCCGCGAUGUCCCUGAUGAGCUUCGAGGGGAUGAUCCGACGGUGGUUCAUCGAGUUGGUCGAAGCCGGGUCUGGGGCGGCAAACUCAACCGCGGGAGCGGAAGCGGUGGAACGCAGGCUGGAGGCCGUGGGGUUCGACCCGGCGCAGGCGUCGGCCAUGGCGGAGGCGCUCGCGGCGUCGGGGUGGGACACCGCGGAGGCGUACGCGGAGAUGCCGCUGACGGAACUGCUCGCGCUGGUCCCGUCGGGAGCUCUGACCCGCGACUUUUUCCACAUCGGGCACGAGCCGGGUUGGUUCUUCGACAAGUGGUACGCCACGGGCGAAUCGGAUGGAUCGUCGAGCGGUGAAGGGGUCCGCGCGGUCGCGUUGCGGAGCGGGUUCGAGUUUGCGCUGCCCCUCGCGGGCUACGCCACGAACCACGACAGGCAGUGGGAGCAGGAUCGAAAGUAUCGGAAAUGGGCUGAGGAAUUCACCAGGAUGCUGGCGGAUGGCGGCGAGAUUGACCGGGGCGCGGAGAAGGUGGGCCUGCGUGUACUGCACGCGGGCGGUGGGAUUAGCGAGGACGAGGCCGCCGCACUCGUGUUGGGGGAUCUGCUGUGGUGCACUGCCGCGUUCGCACUCGUCACCGCGUGUCUGUUUGCGUACAGCAGAAAGUUAUGGUGGACCGUCAACGCCAUUGUCGGGAUCUCUCUGAGUUUCCCUGUGGCCUUCUUCUUCUUUCGCGCGGCGUCGGCGUCGCCGUACGUGUCCUUCCUCAACAUGCUGGUGCCCUUUGUGCUCAUAGGGAUCGGAUGCGACGACGCCAUGCUGAUGUUCGACGCGUUCAGGGCGGCCAUCAGGGAUGAUUGCGGCGAUGACGAUGGAAUUUUGCUCCCUUCCGAGGAUGUCUUUGCCGCGCGAUACGCACCCGCCGCGAGGGCCAUGCUCGCGACGUCGCUCACCACCGCGGUCGCGUUUGGGAGCAACUUCUUCAGUUUCAUCCCGCCGGUGCGGGCGCUGGGUAUGUUCGCGGCGUUGACGGUGUGCGUGAACUAUCUUCUGGUGUUGACGCUGCUCCCCGCCGCGUUGGUGAUUGGCGCCAAGGGGUUCAAAAACUCCUUCAUGGAUGCCAUGGACGAGUGUCUCGGGCUGUUCACGAGGCGCGGAUACACCCCACGGCAGGUGAACGAGUCCGCGCCCCCGACGCCCGCGCAGAAGGCGACGUAUUCACAGCUGGACACCAGGGAUACGGAGCCGAGCGGCGGCGAGGUGGAGCUCCAAACCGUGCGAGGUAAAACGGAUGACGACGACGAGGCGGACUGGACCGAAGUUGGGGUCCACGACGACGGAUUCUUCGCGCCGUCCACCGCCGAAGCGAAGGAUGGCGGCGAUGCGUCGAUCGUGCGCGUGAAGAAGGAGAUGACGUGUUCGUGCGCCGACCUGAACGCGUCGAUUCGCGCCAACACCGCCGCGGCGACGACGUGGCUGGGGGAUUUUGUCAUCCGUCGCAAGUGGGCGAUCAUCGCGGCCGGCGUCCUCUGCGCGGUGGUAUCCUCGGCGGUCAUCGCCGACUCCCUCGUCGUCGCGCGGACGCCCCCGCCGCUGCUCCGCGAGGACCAGAACCUGCAGCGGAUUCAGCACCUCCUCUUUGACGUCUUUUACACCGAAAAUUGGAGCAACGUGCGGGUGGCGUUUGGCGUCGCCGGGGUGGACAGGUCCGGCGCCGAUCCGAACGAUCCGACCCAGUUCGGCGACCCCGUGUGGGACGGAUCCUUCGCGCGUUUCAACGACGACGAGUACACACAACUCGCCGUGCUCGCCGCGUGCGACGCGGUCACGGCGGCGAAUGAGACGCUUCAGCUCACGCCGUCAUCCGGAUCGACAGAGUGCGCGCUUCAGGCGUUUGUUCGCGACUCGGGAGGCGUGGAUUCCGUGGACUGGGGUCCUGGCCUGCCGAGCGCGCUCGCGCGGUGGUCGCGGGACAUGGGACGCAACUGGAGGGAGAACCUGGGCUGGGCCGGCGAGGAGGGGUCGUCCGAGCUCAAAUUCAUAACCGCCGACUACUUUGUCGAUUUGCAUCCCGUGUCGUCAACGACUGAGGAGAUUCGAAGGGUUCACGACGCCUGGGAAGCCGUCGUCGCCGCCGCGAGGACCGCGAUGGCGUCGCGACUGCCCCCCGGGUCGCCCGUACCCCUAGUCAUUCAGGCGUGCGACGUUUGGAACCGCAUGGGCGUCGAGGAGUCAAUCGGGUACACGGCGCGGAUAUCUCCCGCGGUGUCCGCGGCGGCUUGCUCGCUGAUCAUGCUCGUCGCGACCCGAUCCUGGCGCGUCACUGUCGCGGCGGUGGGCACCAUCGCCAUCGCGGUGCUCGGUAUGCUCGCCGCCCUCGUGAGUUUGGGGUGGGAGUUCGGUGUGGUUGAGGAGCUCUGCGUCACGCUCCUCGUCGGCUCGUCGAUUGAUUACUGCAUACACCUGGCGAUGGCGUACGCGGAGGAGGCUCCGAGCGGCGCCGGCAGGGACGAGCGAGUGAAGGCGGCGCUGGCGCACAUGGCACCGACGCUCACGGGCGCGGCGAUGUCAACGGCGGCGUCCUCGGCGAUGCUGCUCGCGUGCGUCGUGGAGGUGUUGGUGAAGAUCGGCGCCACCAUCGUCGCCAACACAGCCGUCGGGUUCGCGCUUUCGCUUUUCCUCUUCUCCGCGCUCAUGGCCGCCUUCGGGGAUUGA